Molecule: messenger RNA, 225 nt
Organism: Mucor velutinosus
Lineage: Eukaryota; Fungi; Mucoromycota; Mucoromycetes; Mucorales; Mucoraceae
Exons: 1
Coding region: 1-225 (74 amino acids)
Biological process (GO): translation
Cellular component (GO): ribosome
Molecular function (GO): structural constituent of ribosome
Source: RefSeq, a predicted model, not a curated record
AUGUCCUUCUUGUCACAAUUCACAAGAUCUGCUUUCCAGCAAUUCACAAGACAACAACAACCUACAUUGGCAGCCGUCAACCCUUCCGUGCUCACCCUUGUUCGUACAAUGAAAGUACGUUCAUCUGUCAAAAAAAUGUGCGAUGGUUGUUCUACUGUGAGAAGACGUGGAAAACUUUUUGUCACCUGUAACAAGAACAAGAAGCAUAAGCAACGUCAAGGAUAA